Penicillium cinerascens is the source of this 300-nucleotide messenger RNA. RefSeq lists its product as uncharacterized. The transcript has a single exon. NCBI's taxonomy places the organism in Eukaryota, Fungi, Ascomycota, Eurotiomycetes, Eurotiales, Aspergillaceae. Bases 1 to 300 code for a protein of 99 amino acids. The record is from RefSeq and is a predicted model, not a curated record.
AUGGUCGAAGCUGUGGCGGAGGGGCAUGUUCUGCCCGAAAAGAGUGGCCUAGGGAGUGCCGCGCUUCACGAGCACCAGCUCUUUUUCCCGGGGGUUUAUACGUCCUAUUCACGACGUAUCAUAACGGUGAACUAUUGGAAUCGCAAUGAGGUGACUCAAAAUCCUCACCUUGACGACUAUGAAAAUGCUCAAAUCUUUUUCUCGGGCAAGUCGUUGUUUCUCGCAGAUCUGGCCCGGAAGGAUGCGAAACAUGCCAUGAGCCUUGCGCGUUUGCGCUGGGAGGAGCUGAUUCGCAUUUAG